ACAAAAGCAGACUAGGUCCGGGGUGGAGGGUGGGUUACCGGCUCUAUAAGGGGAAGUCGCGACCACGACGUACUCCUUUGGGCCGUAGGGUGGACUUCCGUCACCAUGGAAACCCAUCUCUUCUCCUUUCCCACAUUCUCCUUUACGAUCAGCCAAGCUGUCGGCCUUGCUAGAGCCCUAGCAUGUGCGGGCCACCACUUGCCCCCUUCCCGGCCUGUCCUCGUUUGUCAUGGCAAAUCACCUGAAGUUCAUUGCCAGAACUGUGAUGGUUCAGGAAGGGAAUGUGGAUGGUGCAUACAGGACCUUGAACAGAAUUCUUACUGUGGAUGGGCUCAUUGAUGACAUCAAGAGGCGGAGGUACUACGAGAAGCCAUGUCGUCAAAGACAGAGAGAGAGCUAUGAGACAUGUCGGCGCAUUUACAACAUGGAAAUGGCACGAAAGAUUAACUUCUUGAUGCGCAAGAAUCGGUUGGAUCCAUGGCAGGGCUGCUGAGGCCAUUAGAGAAAAGAGACCCAGCGUGAGAACUCACAAGUAUGCAAUAGCUCUGUCUCCAUAGGUUUCUUCUAAGAACCUAAAAACUGGGACAUUUGCUUCUCUUUUUUCAGUCCUAUUUUUUCUUGCCAUCUUUUCCAUCCCAAUAUAGCCAAGAUACAUACAUGCAUGUGUAUCAGGUAUUCCCCCUCCCAAGCCAGUGAUAUCAUUAAAUGUUCCUCCUUGCAAUCAUGUGUCUGAUUAGUGAAAAACCCCACUGGAUUAUGUCUUUGCCAUUCUGAAGAAACUGGGAUGGGGCAGAGUCUUCAAAAAUGCAUGAAUGGAAUAUAACACUUUUAGUCCAUUCUUUGCUCUUUUAAUAGUUCCUAAUAAAGAACACUAAGGACUACAGAUAAAAAUGGUCCCCUAGUAUUAUUUGAAAAAGUCAUCUCUUUACUGAAUAAUUCCCUAAAGAAGAAGGGUAAAGGCUCGUGUAAUUGGAAUAAAUUAUAUUUCUGAAGUAUCCAA
Antechinus flavipes (yellow-footed antechinus) is the source of this 1000-nucleotide messenger RNA. RefSeq names its product mitochondrial ribosomal protein S21 (gene MRPS21). The record is from RefSeq and is a predicted model, not a curated record. Gene Ontology annotation, cellular component: ribosome. Gene Ontology annotation, molecular function: structural constituent of ribosome. Gene Ontology annotation, biological process: translation. Bases 230 to 493 code for a protein of 87 amino acids. The transcript is spliced from 3 exons. NCBI's taxonomy places the organism in Eukaryota, Metazoa, Chordata, Mammalia, Dasyuromorphia, Dasyuridae.